This is a messenger RNA of Peronospora farinosa, 483 nucleotides long. The record is from the annotation of a GenBank genome assembly. NCBI's taxonomy places the organism in Eukaryota, Oomycota, Peronosporomycetes, Peronosporales, Peronosporaceae.
AUGGACGAGAUACUGUCGUCGGUCCCGCAUCAACACUCUGACGCCGCAGCGUUCACUUUCGAUGAUCUCUUCUCACCUCCGCAUCAACACUCUGACGCAGCAAUUUCCACGGUCCCACUUCAACAAUUUGACGCCGCAGCGUUCAAUAUCGAUGAGCACUUCUUAUUUCCGCAUCAACACUCUGACCCCGCAGUGUCCACGGUCCCACAUCAACACUCUGACGCCGCAGUGCUCACGGUCGAUCAAUUUCUCGCACAUCAUGAUGACGUUAAAGGUCAGCUCGAUAUCGUGUAUGAAUACGCGGGUGCUACAGAUGCAAGAGAUCGACAUGCACAAUGGCUAGAGAUGAAUAUACAUCCCACCGAUGUUCUCGAAAGGUUAAAAUUUAUCCCUGGACAAGAUCUGCUUCUUGUACAGAUUCCAACGUUUAGAUUGAUCUAUUACGUGGAUCAGUACAAUGAAAAAACCCCUUGCGCCGCAUAA